Molecule: messenger RNA, 2656 nt
Organism: Haliaeetus leucocephalus (bald eagle)
Lineage: Eukaryota; Metazoa; Chordata; Aves; Accipitriformes; Accipitridae
Gene: TNFRSF10B
Product: tumor necrosis factor receptor superfamily, member 10b
Exons: 10
Coding region: 79-1263 (394 amino acids)
Biological process (GO): TRAIL-activated apoptotic signaling pathway; positive regulation of apoptotic process
Cellular component (GO): cell surface; plasma membrane
Molecular function (GO): protein binding
Source: RefSeq, a predicted model, not a curated record
CCCGUCGCCGUCGCCGUCGCGGAGCCUUGCCCGGUGCGGCGGGUCGCAGCGCUCCGCUCCGCUCCGCUCCCGCGCAAGAUGCGCUCGGCGCUGCGCGCUGCGCCCCGAAGGCGCUGCCUCCCGCUGCUUCUGCUCCUGUUCGCGGAGGCUUCUUUGGAAACUGCUGCAGCAGCACUGAAUAGGAGGGACAAGUUGGAUGCCUUGGACCGAAGCAGGGGAGGGGAAGAGUUUUACCGAGACCCAGACAGCGGUCGCUAUUGCAAGAAGUGCCCCGCAGGCACUUACGUUGCAGGGCAGUGUGAAGAGCAAAAUGGCUCCAGCAAGUGUUUGCCGUGUAAAGAAGAUGAAUACAUCGAAUACCCAAACAGCUUUACCAAGUGCCUUGGCUGCCGGACGUGUAGGGAAGAUCAGGUGGAGCUGAGCCCCUGCCAAGCUGUCAGGGACACGCAGUGCGCCUGCAAGAACGGCACCUUCUGCUCCCCGGACCACCCCUGCGAGAUGUGCCAGAAGUGCCGGCCCCAGUGUCCCAAGGACGAAGUGGAGCAGGCUCCCUGCACGCCGCACAGCGACCGCCAGUGCGGUCCUCCCACCGGCACCUUCUCCGGCUUAUCUACCAACUUGAUCGCAACCAUCGUAGUGGUGGUAUUUGUGGUCGUGUUUGUGCUCGCCUUACUCGUCUGCAAGUGCUGCUGCCGACGUUCCCCAGGGGACGGGAGAGACCUCAGCGGGAAGUCCUGCAGCGUAAUGGACUACCUGUGGCGGCAGCUGACGAGGGACCAGAGGGGGGGCCUGGGGACGCAGGACAAUAUCCGCAACGAGCGGUUCUCCAGGGAUCAGCUGCUCCCCAGGGCUCCCGGUUUGGUGACUCCCAGUGCUCCGGGGCCAGAGGUGGUGCCGCCGAGGAGCUCACAUCCCAGUGUGAAACCCAGGAGGAAUCUGGUUCCAGUGCAAGGAAAAGACCCUGUUAUCCUUUUGAGACGCUCUUUUGACAUCUUUGCCCGAGAAGUACCCUGCAAGGACUGGAAGAGAUUUGGCCGAGCCCUUGAACUGCUGGAGAACGACAUUGCCCUCGCAGAGAUGAACGACAGGUAUUCGCUGGAGCCCUUCUUCCAGAUGCUCAACACGUGGCAGAACAGACAAGGGAUGAACGCCUCUGUGAACAUGCUGUUGGAGACCCUGCACCAGAUCAAUCUCGGAGGGAUCGCAGAGGACAUCUCCUCCAAGCUGGUCCAGCAGGGAUCUUUCCAAUACGAAGUGAGCUGAGGAGCAGGGCAGGCCCUGCCUCUCCCUACUUCAAGCUGAAGCCGUGAAUACCUCUAAGAACACUUGAAUUUUAUCUUUUUAUAGCCCUCCUGUGGCUCCUCUCUUUUUGAAGCCAUUGUACAGUUCAGCUGAGCCCAGAGGAUUUGAUCCUCUCAUGAAGUACAAACCUCGUGGUCCUCUCUGCUGAAGCUAUGGGCUUGACAUUGGUGCUUCCUUAUGAAAUCCAAGCCGGUGCCUUGAUUUCACUGGGUCAAUGCAAAGAGCCUAAAACUAUUGCAAGCUGCCUCUGGGACUGUCUCGUUUGGAAGUGCUGGUACUAUACGGACAUCUUCAGGAUCAGUGCAGAGAAGGGCCUUUGCAGGUUGCAGGCAUCCCUGUGGUUUUUUAACUGGAUCAUCCUUUAUUGGAGGGUUCCUGGCGUCAUGCAAUGGCUUCUGCUUGUAGAACAUCUCUAAGCUGGCCAGCAAGCUUAAUACUGUAUGCUUGAUGGGGAAGCAUUAACUGGGUUCUCGGGGAACUUUCUCAAAGCUGUUGACUGAAUUGUAUUUUAGGUGAUAGUAGUUCUGCUUGCUGUUAGGAAUCAGUUUGAAACUGGACUUUGAGGGGAGGGUGGGAAUGAUUUACUUGCUCUGUGAUCACUGGGGUUGCCUAAGAAAAGGGUCAGUGCGGGGAGCGAGUGAGCUCCUCCUCGGAGCAGGAUGGCAUACAUGGGCAGCAAACCAUCGGUGUGCCAGAAACCUCCUUCUCCAUGACCUCGGUCAAGUCGGUUAGUUCCCAUUCCCUUGGCCGUGGGGUGGCUUUGCUGUCCCUGCCUGUCCCCAACCAGUGAAUACACUGAGGUCUGAGCCAGGCCGUGGGUACCCGCCGUCCAUCCUCCAGCUGGAUGGGUUGCUCCUCAAACACUUUGCCCCUUGCUCUGGCUCUCACACAUAGCUCAGGGACAACUUGGCUGGAAAAACUACUGCAUUACUUGAGCUGACUACAUGUGCUGCCACCCUGGUACAGCCCAGCCCACCAGGACCCACCAGACUAGAUAAUCUGUACGAUCCCUUCUAACCCAAACCAGUCUGUGAUUCUGUGACCUUCCCCAGCGUGGUGGGAGAGUGCGAGGGGCAUUGCCAGCCCCUCUCCGUGGCCAGGGCUGCCCUGUGCUGCAAAGCACCCGUCCCUCCCGCUGCCACCCCUUCUCCCCCCUCCUUACAACACUCAAAAAACACAAGCAGACAGUUUGUAUUUAUGUAUUUAUUUAGUAAUUGUAAACAUGUACAUAUAUUAACUUAAAAGCUAAUAUAAAAAUAGUGUUUUUUUACUAUGCAUGAUUGUGUGUUUUUAUACAGAGCUCUGGCCCAGCCAGUUUGCUAUUUCCAGUUUUUACAUGUCUCUUUAUGAAGGA